This is a messenger RNA of Phyllostomus discolor (pale spear-nosed bat), 2341 nucleotides long. RefSeq names its product IQ motif containing B1 (gene IQCB1). Gene Ontology annotation, cellular component: cilium. The coding region runs from base 194 to 1990 and encodes 598 amino acids. Lineage: Eukaryota; Metazoa; Chordata; Mammalia; Chiroptera; Phyllostomidae. Gene Ontology annotation, molecular function: calmodulin binding. The transcript is spliced from 15 exons. The record is from RefSeq and is a predicted model, not a curated record. Gene Ontology annotation, biological process: cilium assembly.
CCUUCCCGCGGUGCGACGCACGCCGCUCUGGGAACGCCGCGCAAACUGUGGUGCGCGGUAGGAGUAGGGUGCUUUGGUGGAAGAACGCUUGGGAUGAGUGAUCCGUGGAGGCAGUAACCCCACAGCCAAGCAGACCAGAUUACGAAACGAUCGCGGCCGGAGCUUGUGCUCUGGCAGCAGGAUGAUAUGAGAAAUGAAGCCAACAGGUACAGACCCAAGAAUCUUAUCUUUAGCUUCCGAAGUUGUAAAAAGUCCUGAGCAAAAUGUCCCUGUUGUACUGCUGAAGUUAAAAGAAAUAAUAAACAACACACCUUUAGGAAGCUCAGAGUUGAAGAAAAUCAAGCAAGAUAUAUAUUGUUAUGACCUCAUUCGAUAUUGCCUCCUGGUGCUCAGUCAAGAUUAUUCUCGAAUCCAGGGUGGUUGGGCUACAAUUUCCCAGCUUACACAGAUAUUAAGCCAUUGCUGUGUGGGCUUAGAGCCAGGAGAAGAUGCGGAGGAAUUUUACAAUGAAUUACUUCCAUCAGCGGCAGAAAAUUUUCUGAUUUUAGGGAGACAAUUGCAAACAUGUUUCAUCAAUGCAGCUAAGGGUGAAGAAAAAGAUGAAUUACUACACUUUUUCCAAAUUGUGACUGAUUCUCUCUUCUGGCUAGUAGGAGGCCAUGUUCAACUUAUCCAAAAUGUACUACAAAGUGAUCAUUUCUUGCACUUACUGCAAACUGAUAAUGUUCAAAUAGGAUCUACAGUCAUGACUAUGGUACAGAACAUACUACACAUCAACAGUGGUGAUUUACUCAGAAUAGAAGCAAAAACACUUCAUUCAAUUCUAGAUGAAGUUAUUUUCAAGCUUUUAUCAACUCUUAGUCCCGUCAUGAGAAAUACUGCUACAAAGCUGCUACUGUUGAUGGCACAAUCCCAUCAGGAAAUUUUGAUUUUACUAAGACUAAGUGCCUGCUACAAAGGACUCAGAAGCCUGCUAAAUAAACAAGAACCUGGGACAGAGUUUUGUCAAGAAUUUAGACAACUCAUUUGCCUUUUAAGCCCUAAGGUCCAUCAGGAAGUAGAAGAACAGAAACUACAUCAGGCAGCUUGCUUGAUUCAAGCUUAUUGGAAGGGUUUCCAAACUAGGAAGAGAUUAAAGAAGCUUCCAUCUGCUGUAAUUAUUUUACAGAGGAAUUUCAGAUCUAAACGAGCAAAGAUAUUACUGGAGCUAAAUAGGCAGAAGGAAGAAGAGGACCGCAGAUUACAACUGCAGCUUCAAAGACAGAGAGCCAUGAGACUUUCCCGAGAACUACGGCUGAGUAUGCUUGAAAUAGUUCAUCCAGGUCAGGUGGAAAAACAUAAUCGGGAAAUAGAAGAGAAAUCAGCAUUGAUUAUCCAGAAACAUUGGAGAGGGUACAGGGAAAGGAAAAUUUUUCUCCAACAGAAGCCAUCUCUCGUGGAGUAUAAAGCAGCUGUCAUACUUCAGAGAGCAACUCUUAAAUUCCUAGCAAAGUGCCGUAAGAAAAAGAAACUAUAUACUCCUUGGCAAGGAUUCAGAGAACUCACUGAUGCACGUAGGAUUGAACUGAAGCAACAAGUGGAUGACUAUGUCAGAAGACAUCCAGGCUCUCAGAUGUCAGAUGUGACCAGCAGGGAGCUCCAUUCCCAAGCCCAAGAACGACUGCAACACUACUUCAUGGGCAGAGCCCUAGAAGAUAGAGCCCAGCUGCACAGGGAGGCUCUGAAGGCACAGAUCAGCACCAACAUUGAACAGUUAAUAAAGGCACCAAAUCUGAAGGAGGCAGAAUGGAAAGAACCCGAGCUCUUCCUAAGUAGAUCCAGACCUGUGGUGGCCAAGGCCAAGCAGGACCAUCUUACUACUCUGAAGCAUAUACAAGCACCCUGGUGGAAAAAGCUUGGGGAAGAAGCAGGAGAUGAGAUUGAUGUCCCAAAGGAUGAGCUUAGUGUCGAGUUAGGAACUUUAUUCAUUGGUGGCACCAAACCUCCUUAAGGAGUUGUCCUGAGGAAUUAUUCAAGUCCUGUAUUUCAGGAGAUUAUAUUGGUUCUGCCUCUGGCAUGCUAGUAGACUAGACCUAUCCUAACUUAUGGUUUUUCAGAGGUUCUUCAAAUAAGAUUUAUAAGAAGCAAGCAAAGAAUUAUCUUCUACCUCUAUCUCAAGUUUAAAAUUUUUUUCCACAUCUCCACCCCUGGCCACACACAGAUUGAUGGUAGCUUUUCUUGUGGAACUAAACUCAGAAUGUUAUUCUGCUGCUUUUAUAAAAUGUGAUAUUUCUCUUUUUGUUUCUGAUGUUUUCCAAUUAAAGGCGUUCUCGAAAUAAAUAUUUUCAACAGUUCUGAAAAA